Messenger RNA from Dendronephthya gigantea, 3051 nucleotides. RefSeq names its product prolyl 3-hydroxylase 2-like. Gene Ontology annotation, molecular function: oxidoreductase activity, acting on paired donors, with incorporation or reduction of molecular oxygen; iron ion binding; protein binding. The record is from RefSeq and is a predicted model, not a curated record. The transcript is spliced from 11 exons. The coding region runs from base 842 to 2959 and encodes 705 amino acids. Gene Ontology annotation, biological process: collagen metabolic process. NCBI's taxonomy places the organism in Eukaryota, Metazoa, Cnidaria, Anthozoa, Malacalcyonacea, Nephtheidae.
CAGAAUACGAAAACAUAGAAAAGAGCAAUUUUAAAACUCUGAGGACGCUUUGAUAUUUAUAUUGAAAGAACCUAUAAUAAGACGGUGCAAUGAACUGCUAAGAAAGAGCUGAUUCAUAAGCAAAUGAAGAGCUUGGACUUGGCUGAAAACAUUGUCUAGCAGGACAGACUAUUUUGACGGAGUUGUCAUUUUAAUAUACGGUUGGAUAGAUUGAAGAUAUUAUCAUGUUUGGACAGGAAAGGAAAAAUACAAUAUUUUAAACCGCAAUUUUGACAGUACGUCAACGAAGUUUCUUUUUGUGGAUAUUGAUUCAAUAAUGACGCACAUCUGAGGAUCAAAGGCUGCGAAAGCUAUUAAACAGCAAGAACGUUUUGUCAUUUUACGGAUAACGAGUUUGCGAUAGCAUACGAAGCAUAUUUUAACCUGUCAGUUGUCAAGAAGACGUUGAUUUUGGCAUAUUUAACAAUAGGAAUAGACAGCAAAGGUUUCUCAGAAACCUAUGUUAAUUUAUUGAAAGCGCUGUUCGCUUUCAACGGAUCAACAAGUUACAACAUCAUCUUAAAAUAACAAUUUCGUGUGUUACGUAACUACUAAGUCUAUAUAACAUAUAAUAUAUGCAAGUCAGAGGAAUCAUUCGACUUUCAAUAUUUCGUGACAGUAUAUGCAUAUUAUAGAUCCAUCGGCAGUUAAACAUUGAAUAUUAACAAUUGCCCUUUAUACGACCCGGAAGUGACAAUGAUCUUCUUACAAUGCACACACAAAGGUUACUUGUGUGUUUAAUAACACAAAAACUUUAGAUUCUUAGCGCAUUUGAGUGGAGAAGAAAACGCAUGAAAGCAAGAUGAAUGAAUGCGCAAGAUUUUUACAAUUAGCGCUAGCUUUAGUAGUGACACUCAUUAGCAUAAAUGCCGACGAUAUAUCUUCCAGCGUUCAAGUGAACGCCGCGUAUGAUGAACUCUACGCAGACGCAUUGCGUCUUUACUACAAGGACGACUGGGAAAAUGCGAUUCUUAAGUUCGAAGCAGCAAUCACAGAUUGGAAAAAUGAAGGGAAAUUUACGCUCGUAUGUAGAAAUGAAUGCAAGAAGGGGUUCGACGCAAGAUACGGGGAAAGAAGGGAAUUAUUUUCUAUCCAAUAUUUGCGGUAUAUAAACUACAUGAGGAAUUGUUCACACGCUUGUAUGGAAAGAAAUAUGGGAAGACGUCUGAAAGUUUCAAAACAUAUUUUCCGUUUGUUUGAAGACAGAGUUCCGUAUAGUUUUAUGCAAUAUGCUUAUCACAAGAACGGCAACAAUAGGAUGGGUAUUCAGGCUGCGUCCACGAACCUCCGAUUCAAUUCCAAGGACGAUCAAAUGCAUGGUAAUAUGAAGUAUUACAGUGGCUUACCAGAACUUCAGGACGUGAUCGUUGACGAGAUUGAGAGUCUGGCGCCGAUUGAGCACCAUGAACUGUAUGAGAAAGGUCGAAAAGCUUACAAUGCGAAAAACUGGGAAAAAAGUGUUGAAUUUUUUGAGGCAUCGAUAAAGGAAUACGUGAAAACCUAUGAGGAAUGCAAAACACUUUGCGAGGUUGAUGUUGAAGAGAGACAGCAGUAUAUACAGGGGGGCAUUUAUGGUUACCAUAUGCAGUUACUAUUAUGUACCCUCGAUUGUCCUAGGAAACUAUCGAUGUUGCUCAAUCACCCUCAGUCAAACUUCCUAAGCAAACAGUUUGAUUUCUUGCAUUAUUCUUAUGUCCAGCUCGAUCGUCUUGAGAGCGCUCUCAUGUGUGCUAUGACAAACCUAUUAUUGAAUCCCCUGAACAAACAUAUGCACGAUAACAUGAAGUAUUACGAAAAGAAUGGGUAUAAUAUCACGGAUGCUCAACUUAGAGAGGACGGCAAAUAUUUAUUUGAAGACGCAAAAUCUCAAAUGGAAUUGCUUCUUGAAAUCAAAUCUUACUUGUUGGACUUGGACGAAGAAUACAAAGGAUCAGAAUAUCUCGCGGACACGACAUACGAGAAUUACAUGAAACAUGGACUGUUCACAGACGAACCUUUGCCAGAAGAGAAGAAACCGGAAAAAACGCAAGCUGAAAAAGACAAAGAAGAGGAGUUCAAAAGAGAACCCUACAAGAGAUUUCCCCCACCAACGAAAGAUCAUAUUGAAAAAUUUUUACACGACAGCGAAGAUUUAAAGGGUAUAUCACUGACAAUGAUGGAACAGCAGCUUAAUGGCUCAUAUAGAGCAGUGUUUGAUGGACUAGCGAGUGAUGAAGAAUGUAAGAAACUGGCUAACCUUGGGAUGACGAUGGGACACGCCGGAGACGGAUAUGCAAAUGACCCUAGUCCACAUACGGUUAAAGAGGAAUUCCUAGGAGUAAAUGUGAACAAUGCCACGUGGGCCGCUGCAAAAGGCGACGUUAGUUUGGAAAAAGCUGAGCUCUACGUGAACCUUAGUGAGAAAGUGCGUGUUAUCACUGAAGCUUACUUCAGAUUAUCAACGCCACUGUACUUUUCCUACACACAUCUCGUAUGCAGGAAGGCAUUGGAGCAAUCACCUAAAGGUAUGCAUAUAAGCCAUCCGAUCCAUUCUGAUAACUGUGUGUUAAAAAAAGACGGUGAAAUUGUGACGUGUCUCAAAGAACACCCAGCUUACACUUGGAGGGAUUACAGCGCUAUUUUAUAUCUAAACGAUGAUUUCACUGGAGGGCAAUUUAUCUUUGCAAGAAAAAAUCACACAGUUGAGGCAAUAGUGAAGCCAAAGUGCGGUCGUAUGGUAGCAUUCUCUGCUGGUUUUGAGAACCUGCAUGGUGUCCUUGGCAUCAAGGAAGGAACACGAUGUGCUCUACCAAUCUGGUUCACACUUGACAAACGCUACGACGAAAAACAACGGGACGACGCUGUUGUUGUAUUAGAAAACUUACGAAAGGAGAGAAAGUCUGAAGCUAAUCAAAACAAGGAUGGUCACAAGGAACUAUAGUUUUGAUGCGGUUAUAUUCUAAAGUUAGUUUCCCCGCGUGAAAUUUAGAACAAUUUUUUUAACAAUAUUUUCUAACAUUUAAUUUUAUAAUA